Molecule: messenger RNA, 1742 nt
Organism: Struthio camelus australis
Lineage: Eukaryota; Metazoa; Chordata; Aves; Struthioniformes; Struthionidae
Source: RefSeq, a predicted model, not a curated record
CCCUCCCUGGCCCAGGCCCAGGCCUCCGUGGCCAACGAGAUGUACCAGGAGCUGGGCCAGCCCUCGGUCUUCCUCUUCUGCCCCACAGAGUACUGCAGCUCUCUGUGCCAGCCCAGCCCCAGCCAGUCCUGCUACCUGCUGACCCUGGGCCGGGAGCUGCUCCCAGGGAUCGGCGUCAUCUGGACCGGACCAAAGGUGGUGUCGCAGGAGCUCUCGGCCACACUGCUGGAGGAGGUGGAGGGCAUCCUGCAGCGCCGCCCCAUCAUCUGGGACAACCUUUAUGCCAAUGACUACGACUGCAGGCGUGUCUUCCUGGGCCCCUACACGGGACGUGCCCCUGGUCUGGUGGCCAGGCUCCGCGGACUGCUCCUCAACCCGAACUGCGAACUCCAGGCCAACUUCAUACCCAUCCACACACUGGGCAGCUGGUUUCGGAGUGAGCUGGGGAGCAGCACCCACCCCGAGCACGCAGGGACAGAGACCGCGUCAGCCCUAGGGGACCACUGCCUGGGCCCAGAGGAGGGGAGCUAUGACCCCCAGGAGGCCUUGGAGCUGGCCCUGCGGGACUGGGUGGCUGAGAUAAACCAGCAGACCUUGGAGCCAGGUGGGUGAUGGGCUCACACUGUGCAGCGUCUGACACCCUGGGGUGCUGGACGGGGUCUGCAGGGAGCAGGAUGGGCCCGUGCUCCACCGGUUUGGAGGGAGCUCUUUUAGGGGGCUGCAGCUGGAUCCUUAUUUCCCUUGGCGGGUUGGCACAGGGCAGUGCUCUGGGGCACAAGGAGGGAGGGCCGUGACUGCUUGAGCUCUGUGCUGGGUGCUCAGGUGCUUGCUUUCCCUGGGGUGAACAGCCCAGGGAGGGGACACGGCGUCUCCUGUGGUGCCGUCACUGCUGGAGGAGCCUCUGCCUGAGGAGUGGUGGGAAAGGCAGGAAGCAAAACCGGGCAGGUGGGACGUAGGGUCUGAAGCUUCAGCUGCGGCAGUGGCCAUGCACUGACUCCUCCCAGGGCACCAGCUGGGAGGGAGCCCCGGGGCAUGGGAGCGCGUGGGCCGGGAGGGUUCCCAGCAGAGACAUGCGCCAACGCACCAAGUGCUGGGGGACCUCAGCGGGGACUGCUGUGCUGCUACGGCCAGCUGAGCCUGGGCAGGCGUGGGGGGCUCAGGUGCUGGAGGAUGCCCACCUCAGCAGGGCAGCAGUUUAUGAAAGCAGAGGCUGAGAGAGCUGGGGAGGAUGGCGGCCAGCAGAGCAGAGCUGUGUGGAAGCUGGGAGAAGUGCUGCAGGGUGGUGACUGCAUGAGCCCAGGCUGUGUGAGCUGGGAACCGGUGGUGUGGAAGAGGUGUAUGACCCUGAGGACGCGGUUCAUGAACAGCUUUGGAGCGGGAACGGGAGGAGGCAGCAACUGAGCAACUUGAGAUGGUGCUUAGUGGCCUGAAAGAGGAUGAUGGGAUGUGUUUGCUGCAAGGAGGAGCAGCAAAGUCUGCUCCCUGCUUCCUCGCAUUUUUGUCCCUGCAACAAUGGGCUUGGCAGGAGAUGAGAAAGUUUGGACCAUGAUGUGGCUCUGGCAGAGGGGGUUAAGCCAGGCACAAGCUUGUUUUUUGCACUGUUUGCAAAGCCUCUGUGAUGCUCCUGGCCUUGUUGGACACGGAGAGCUGAAUGCAGGAGCAGGAGGCUGUGCAGAGCCCUGGUCCCAGCCAUGCCAGCUCAGUCCCGGCGCAUCCCAGCAUGGCCACCUGGCAGGGUCCUG